AUGUAUGUCAUUUAUUUCUUUGUUGCAGAUGUUGGAGCGCCUGCCUUGGACAUCCAGGAUCUGACCAAUGGGUACCAUGGCAUCGUGAAGGAGAACGAAACGGCGGUGGAGGUGACCCCCGCUAUCCGAGCGGCCUCCCACAGGCCCCCUGCUUGCAAAUUCAAAAUCGUAAAUAGACACCAUGGGGACGCACCUUUCGAUGUUCUCCUCAAACCCGACGGAUACGCAGAGUUAAGAGCCAAACGGCUCCUCAACUGCGAGAAACGAAAGAAUUACAAGUUCGACAUUGCUGCCGUUGGCUGUGAUGGGAAACAGAGCAUUAGCCGCGUACAACAGCAACAAACGGCAUCCAGCCAGUGGCAGAAAUGGUAUCAUUCAGACAAGGACGGAUAG
Acanthoscelides obtectus is the source of this 393-nucleotide messenger RNA. Lineage: Eukaryota; Metazoa; Arthropoda; Insecta; Coleoptera; Chrysomelidae. The record is from the annotation of a GenBank genome assembly.